AUGGCGGCAGUGGCGGCAGCCUCGGCUGAACUGCUCAUCAUCGGCUGGUACAUCUUCCGCGUGCUGCUGCAGGUGUUCCUGGAAUGCUGCAUUUACUGGGUAGGAUUCGCUUUUCGAAAUCCUCCAGGGACACAGCCCAUUGCGAGAAGUGAGGUGUUCAGGUACUCCCUGCAGAAGCUGGCGUACACGGUGUCGCGGACCGGGCGGCAGGUGUUGGGGGAGCGCAGGCAGCGAGCCCCCAACUGAGGCCCCAGCUCCCAGCCCUGGGCGGCCGUACCAUCAGGUGCUCCUGUGCAUCUCAGCCAGCAUGGGAGCCAGUGCCGCGCAGGAAUGGGGGGUCCCCUGUGCUCCCUCGCCAGAGGAGCACUUGGCAAGGUCAGUGAGGGGCCAGUAGACCCCUGGAGAAGCAGUACCGACAAUGACGAAGAUACCAGAUCCCUUCCCAACCCCUUUGCACCGGUCCCACCAAGGGGCAGGGUCGGGAGAGGAGGGGGGAUGGGGGAGCAGACCCCUGAGAUUUGGGCAUAGGCACCACAUUCUGAUCUGGACAAAGUUGGGACAGCGCCAUCCCAGCCCCGAAGUCAGGGCCAUGCCAGCAGGCCCCACCAUGGAGAUCCAAACACCACACCAGCCAGCAGAAUGGACGUUCUGACAUCGACAGCCGAAGCCCUGAAUCUUGGUGCAGCACCAACCACGUGCCUGUGUGGCGGGACUGGAGGGCACAGUUGAGGAAGGAGGGUGGUUAAGAAAUACAGUGGGGCCCUCUCACUGUCCCUUGCCUAGGGCACUUGCAUUCCAGCCUCGCUGCAUUUGCUCCCUCGAUUCCCCUUUCCUCCUCACUGCCUCCCAAGCCCACCCUACUCCAAAAUAAUGUGUCACUUGAUUUGGAACUAUUCAAGCAGUAAAAGGAAAUGAAUCCCACCUUUACUAAAACACUUUCUCUGAAUCCCCCUUGCCCCUCACUGAUCUUGCUUUUCCCUGGUCUCACGCAGUUGUGGUCAAUAUUGUGGUAAUCGCUAAUUGUACUGAUUGUUUAAGUGUGCAUUAGUUGUGUCUCCCCAGCUAGAUUGUAAGCUCCUGGAGGACAGGGACCACCUCUACAAAAAAUAAAAAAAAGUACCUCCCCUGUCUCGCACAGUGUCCCAGGACCCUGCGGGGCAGUGGAGGCGCACCAAAA
This is a messenger RNA of Piliocolobus tephrosceles (Ugandan red Colobus), 1177 nucleotides long. It is a transcript of the gene NNAT, whose product is annotated as neuronatin. Gene Ontology annotation, cellular component: cytoplasm. NCBI's taxonomy places the organism in Eukaryota, Metazoa, Chordata, Mammalia, Primates, Cercopithecidae. Bases 1 to 246 code for a protein of 81 amino acids. The record is from RefSeq and is a predicted model, not a curated record. Gene Ontology annotation, biological process: positive regulation of insulin secretion; brain development. The transcript has 3 exons.